AACACCACAAAGCCAACUCUCUUCGAAGACCCAACAAGCAAAGCAAAGCCAUUGAUGGGGAGGGAAAAGAUACAAAGCACGAUUUCUCUCUCUAGUCUAUCACCACCCACCAAGUCUCUAUCUUUCUCUCUUCUCAAGAUGCGUGAGAUACUGAGAGAAGUACUAUGAGGAAAAAAGGAAAAACUUGGGGCGAGGCUGCUGUGGCUUGUUCCACGUGGCAUCAUCACAGUGGUUCUCUCUCUUCAAUAUCGCUCUCAUGAGUUGCCAUCUCAGGCCCGUCCUAUGACCCCGGCGAAUCCCUAUGUGUAAUUGGUUUGAUCCACAAAGACAAGUAGCUUAAAUUCUUCUAUCGUACGGGUGCAGUUCACUGCAAAUGUUGGCUGCAAUUGUAAGGUGAGACAUUGAAGAAUGAAGGAUAACAGUUCAACAAGUAGUAAAAUGAUUAACAGAAACUGGGUAGUGAAGCGCAAAAGGAAAAAGCUCCCAUGUGGACCGGCUAUUUCCAAUGGUAAAGAGGAUAAAUCGGUUGCCUUGGAAUCCGUCCAUAUUUCUUCGUCUGCCAAAUAUAGUGAAGCAAGUUCUGACUUAUCUUUGUUGAAGAAGAAAGGAAAUGAUGGAUAUUACUAUGAAUGUGUGGUCUGUGAUCGUGGUGGGAGCUUGUUGUGCUGUGAAAGUUGUCCUCGGACCUAUCAUAUUAAUUGUCUUGACCCACCUCUUAAGCGCAUUCCAACGGGGAAGUGGGAAUGCCCAAAGUGCUGUCAGAAAAGUGAGCCUUUGAAGGCCCAUUUGGAUUCUAUUUCAAAGCGAGCAAGGACAAAAGCGAUCCCGACGAAAUCUAGAACUGUAAUUCAGUUAUCUGGCACUAAUAAAUCAUCCCGAUCUUUUGGAGGUUCUUUAAUUUCUAAGAAAAGGUCUUCUAGCAAAGGCAAAUCUGUUUUAACUGACGGAGCGAUACCCUUAAAAAAGAUGGAGGAUAACUCUCAGAUAGAUGUAUCUUCGAGCACAAACCUGAGUCAUCCAUUGGUUGGUAUGUCAGUUGAGGAAAGUCUGUUACGUGUUAAUGUGGAUGAUGAAAAGAAGUUUGGUGUUACUCCACCAAAUUCAUCUUCUGAGAGGAAAUCGAGUUCUCCUGCUCCAGAAGAUCUGUCUCACCUCAAAGUUGUGGAUCUAGAGCCAAAUGACAAAAUUGAGGAGCAAAAGCAUGAUGUUUCUUGUGCUAAUGGAUCUCCCAGAAGCAAAAUCAUCCUUGCCAUAUGUGCCACCACUAAUAAAGAUAGAAAAAGGAAAAAAGAAAUCGAUAAGGAGUAUUGUCACAAGAAGCAUAAGACCGACAAGGGGAAACAUCCUGCCAAAACUUCCAAAAGGCGUUUUCCCAAAGGCAAUACUGCAAGUCUUGUUACUAGCAGUUCACACCAGAAAAGGAAAGCUACUGAUCAUGAGUUUCCUGUAUAUUUGUCAAAGUAUCAUGUUGGAAUCAAGGUUAUUGAUGCUCAGGCAAGAGAUGAGAAGCUUCCCAACUCAGAGGCAAACCGGUUGGAUGAGUUAGAUAGAGCAGAGGGUCAUCUAGAUAAAACACUGAAAUUUGAAGAGAGUUUUGUCAGUGAACUUCGGCAGGUUGAUCGGGUUUUGGGGUGUCGAGUUCGAGGUGGUAAUGAAGGCUCCAGAAUUCAUGUAGCUGUUACUGUUGCAGAUGACCACCAUUCUGAUGGUUUGAUUCUUUCUGAAAGUCAAAAGAGUCCUACAGAAGAAAAUGUAGCGAGCAAUAUUGAUUUAGAUGUUGGAGUUGGUGAAAAUCUUACUGAGGGAUGCCACGAGGCUGUGAAUAAUUGUGACAAAGAAGAAUGCAGAGAGACUGAUAUCAGAGUAGAUAAAAUUCAUGUAUACAGAAGGUCUACAAGCAAAGAAUCUAAAGGAAGGAACGCCAAGGAUGUGGUGAGGAAUGACAGUAUCAAAUCAAGUUUGAUAGCUCCAAAUGUUGAAGAUAGAGAUGAGCCAGCAUUAAAAGAUUCAGGAAAAAGUAAUGAAAAAACAGCAGAGCAAAGUGGUGUUGUUAGUUUGAGAAGUCAUGAUGCCAAUGAAGCUUCUCAAGUAUGUGAAACUCAUGACUUGGACGAGAGCGGAGAUGUCAAAGAAGAUAUCGAAACGAAAACUAUUAGUGGCACACUUAACAAAAUCCAGCAAUUUGCCAUGGCAGAAUCUGCAAGUGUAAAUGGAAAGACUGUAUUGUAUGAAUAUUUGGUAAAGUGGGUUGGAAGAUCCCAUAUUCAUAAUAGUUGGAUCUCUGAAUCCCAACUGAAAGUCCUGGCAAAGAGAAAACUAGAAAAUUACAGGGCAAAGUAUGGAAAAGCUGUGAUCAAUCUCUGUGAGGAGAAGUGGAAGCAACCUCAGAGGGUCGUUGCCCUUCGUGCAUCAAGAGAUGGUACACGCGAAGCUUUUGUAAAAUGGACUGGUCUUCCUUAUGAUGAAUGCACUUGGGAAAAGUUAGAUGAACCCAUUAUUCAAAGUUCUUCUCACCUUGUUGAUAUGUUUGUUCAGUGUGAAAGCCAGACAUUGGAGAAAGAUGCUGCUAGGGAUGAACUUUCGAUGAGGAAGGGUGGAAAUGAUAUUGUUACUCUUACAGAGCAACCUGAGGAACUAAAAGGAGGUUCAUUGUUUCCCCAUCAGCUUGAAGCACUGAAUUGGUUGCGCAAGUGUUGGCUUAGAUCCAGAAAUGUGAUACUUGCUGAUGAAAUGGGGCUUGGGAAAACAGUAUCCGCUUGCGCUUUCAUUUCAUCAUUGUAUUUUGAGUUUAAAGCAUCUCUCCCCUGUUUAGUAUUGGUUCCACUUUCCACAAUGCCAAACUGGCUGGCUGAGUUUUCUCUUUGGGCUCCCAAAGUAAACGUUGUGGAAUAUCAUGGGUGUGCAAAAGCAAGAGCCAUGAUUCGCCAGUAUGAAUGGCAUGCUAGUGAUCCAAAGGGUCUGAAUAAGAAAACGUUUUCCUAUAAAUUUAAUGUACUUUUGACUACUUCUGAAAUGGUUCUUGCUGAUUCCUCUCAUUUGCGUGGAGUUCCUUGGGAAGUUCUUGUGGUUGACGAGGGCCACCGCCUGAAGAAUUCAGAAAGCAAGUUGUUCGGUUUGCUUAAUUCAUUUUGUUUCCAACAUCGGGUUCUGUUGACUGGUACCCCUCUUCAGAAUAACAUAGGCGAGAUGUAUAACCUGCUUAAUUUCUUGCAGCCAGCUUCAUUCCCUUCCCUCUCUUCAUUUGAGGAGAAAUUUAAUGAUCUAACAACUGCAGAAAAGGUGGAGGAAUUGAAGAAACUUGUUGCUCCACAUAUGCUACGAAGGCUCAAAAAGGAUGUCAUGCGGAAUAUUCCCCCAAAGACGGAAAGGAUGGUUCCUGUUGAGUUGUCAUCUAUCCAAGCUGAAUACUACCGUGCAAUGCUAACAAAGAACUAUCAGAUAUUACGAAAUAUUGGGAAAGGGGUGGCACAACAGUCUAUGCUAAACAUUGUGAUGCAGUUAAGAAAGGUUUGCAAUCAUCCAUAUCUGAUACCAGGUACCGAGCCGGAUUCUGGAUCAGUGGAAUUUCUUCAUGAAAUGAGGAUAAAAGCCUCGGCUAAAUUGACUUUGUUGCAUUCCAUGCUUAAGGUGUUAUACAAGGAAGGUCAUAGAGUUCUUAUUUUUUCACAGAUGACCAAGCUUCUUGAUAUCCUUGAGGAUUAUUUGAAUAUAGAAUUUGGGCCAAAAACGUAUGAGAGAGUGGAUGGCUCUGUAUCAGUGGCUGAUCGUCAGACAGCAAUUGCACGCUUUAAUCAUGAUAAAAGUCGAUUUGUCUUUUUGUUAUCUACACGCUCAUGUGGCCUCGGUAUCAAUUUGGCGACUGCCGACACUGUGAUCAUAUAUGAUUCUGAUUUUAACCCACAUGCGGAUAUCCAGGCUAUGAAUCGGGCACAUCGAAUUGGACAAUCAAAUAGGCUUCUGGUAUACAGGCUCCUAGUUCGUGCCAGUGUCGAAGAGCGCAUUUUGCAGCUUGCAAGGAAGAAACUGAUGCUUGAUCAGCUUUUCGUCAACAAGUCUGAAUCUCAGAAGGAAGUGGAAGAUAUAUUACGAUGGGGUACAGAAGAACUUUUCAGUGAUUCUUCUAUCAUGGGUGGGAAAGAUACUGGUGAAAGCAAUAGUAAAAAAGGAGAGGCCGUAACUGAUACAGAACUGAAGCAGAAAAAAAGGGUUGGAGGCCUUGGAGAUGUAUAUGAGGAUAAAUGUGCUGAUGGAACCAACAAAAUAGUGUGGGAUGAAAAUGCAAUUCUGAGAUUGCUUGACCGUUCAAACCUUCAGUCCGGAUCAAAUGAUGGUGGUCAAGUGGAGCUGGAGAAUGAUAUGCUUGGCUCUGUAAAGCCGUCUUUGGAGUGGAAUGAUGAAAAUACAGAAGAGCAAGGUGGUUCUGAAUCACCAACUGUUGUGGCUGAUGAUGUCUCUGUGCAAAAUUCUGAAAGGCAAGAGGAGAAUUUGGUUACUGUAACUGAAGAAAAUGAAUGGGACAGACUUUUGCGAGUGAGAUGGGAGAAAUAUCAAAGCGAGGAGGAAGCAGCUCUUGGUCGAGGGAAGCGUCAGAGAAAAGCUGUUUCAUAUAGGGAAGCGUAUGCUGCACACCCAAAUGAAACGUUGAGUGAGCCAAGCGGUGGUGAGGAGGAAAGAGAGCAAGAAUCUGCACGGGAAUAUACACCUGCCGGACGAGCGCUGAAAGAAAAAUUCUCGAAGCUCCGUGCCAGACAAAAAGAACGCCUUGCUCGAAGGAAUGCGAUUGACAAAGAUGGGGAUCCAGCUGCUGAAUCUGGUGAACAGGAUAGGGAGAAAGCUUCAGUGAUUGACAUGGAGCAUGACAAAUCUAAGCAUCCGUUAGACACUCUGAAUAUCAAAGAUGAUUCAACUUUUAAGCUGGGAAAACUCUCAAAGAGCAAAAUGGGCAACCACUUGGAUCUUCCUGUUAAUUCUCUUGGUCACGUGUCUCCUGAUGUCGUCCUCCCUAGUUACCAUCAUCAGGGCAGAGUCUAUGCACGUUCACUUGCUCCUAACAACUUGUUACCAGUACUUGGUCUAUGUGCUCCAAAUGCUUCUCAGUUGGAGUCAUCUCAUAGAAACGCUUUACGAAUGAACGGCAGGCAAAGCAGGCCAGCAACUGGACCUGAGUUCCCUUUUAGUCUAGCUCCUUGCGGUCGAUCUUCAUUUGAGCCAGAUAUGAAUAAGCAUGAGGCUACACUAGACAAGCUAAAAUUGCAGGAUUCAUCGUCUGAAGUGUUGCGACGACGUAGAAGUAGCAUUACAGAUAGUUGGCACCCACUUAGUCAGUAUCCUCCAGCUAUUUCCCAAGGAAAAUGGCCAGAUCGUUCGGGUUCAAAAUUUGCUGAUUUUCAGGAAAAGAUGUCACUUCCAACCUUACCUUUUGAUGAUACAUUGCUUCCCAGACUUCCGCUGGGUGGUAAAAGCAUGGCAAUUGCACCUCAUGACUUAUUGCCUAGCCUAUCAUUAGGAAGCAGACCUGAAUCUGCAAGUGACACUGUACAUGACCUUCCAAUGCCAUUACUGCCUAACUUGAAAUUUCCUCCUCAAGAUACUCCCAGGUAUGAUCAGCAUGAGAGGGAAGUGCCUCCUCCAUUAGGUCUGGGUCAGUUGCCGACGACUUUUCCAUCAUUUCCUGAAAAUCAUAGGAGGGUUUUGGAAAACAUAAUGAUGAGAACAGGGUCUGGAUCAAGCAACUUGCACAGGAAGAAAUCAAAAUCAGAUGGCUGGUCUGAAGAUGAACUUGAUUUCCUCUGGGUUGGCGUUCGUAGACACGGGCGGGGGAAUUGGGAUGCCAUGCUUAGAGACCCUAGGAUAAAAUUCUCGAAGUACAAAACUACUGAAGAUUUGGCUGCUCGGUGGGAGGAGGAACAACUGAAGAUCUUAGACGGUCCAUCUCUUCCAAUACCAAGAUUGAUGAAGCCAACAAAAUCUACCAAAUCUUCCUGGUUUCCUAAUAUUCCUGAUGGAAUGAUGGCACGGGCAUUGCAAGGAAGUAAAUUUGCUCGCCCACCUAAGCUUCAGCCUCAUUUGACAGGCAUGAAAUUGGGUUUCGGUGAUCUCUCUUCCGGCUUACGGCAUUUUGAGCACCUUGAUCUGCAUGGUUCUCAAAAUGAGCAUUUUGGAUCUAUUCCAACUUGGAAUGAAGACAAAUUCCGGGCGACCUUUGCUGGAGUGUCUUUAGUUGCACCUUCUGAUGGACCAGGGACUUCUUCAAACGUACCUGCCGAGAAGCCAUUUCUGCUUAAUUCUUUUGGAGCUGCCAACCUGGGCUCUCUAGGUUUGCAUGACUCUAGCUCUCUUGAAGACCGUAAGUUGCCAUUUGACCCAAAUAAAGGGCAGAAUCUUUCCCAUUUGAAAGGGAAGGAAAUAGUUGGAAGUACUUCGAAGAACAAACUGCCCCAUUGGCUUCAGGAAGCCGUGAGUGCUACUGCUAAACCACCGGAUCCAACUCUGCCACCCACAGUAUCAGCAAUUGCUCAGUCAGUUCGUAUAUUGUAUGGAGAAGAUGAGCCUACCAUACCGCCAUUUGUAAUACCAGGUCCUCCUCCUUGCCUACCAGAGGAUCCAAGACAGAUCCUUAGGAGAAGGAAGCGCAGGUCAAACAUUUUUGUGCCUGCCCCUCCAGAAAUGGUCCGAGGGGGUCAGAACUCUCAAACCAACCUACUUGCCACUGGGAAUGCUUCGACCUCUAUUCCAUUGGCCCCACCUUUUCAUCUGCCUCCACAAGCAGUGGCUGGAACUUCAGGGCUUCCAUGGUUCAAAUCAGACCUAAAUUUACAUGUUCCCAGUUUAGAUAUCACAAAUCCAUCUUCGUCAUCAGCGUAUUUAAAUCUGCAGAAGAAAACAAGCGAAGGAUUGCCCCCCUCUUCUGAAGUGCUGCAAUUGGUGGCAUCCUGUGUUGCCCCUGGCCCUAGUUUGCCAUCUGUUUCUUGUGUGACUAGCUCAGGAUUCCUUGAGGGCAAUCUAUCAUUGCAAAAAUCUGUAGACCAAGUUGGGUUUUGUGACACACACAGGGCAUCGGAGAUAAAUAGAGCUAAUCAAAGCUUGUCUGUCGAUGAAGAGGGUCUGGCUCCAGAGGUGAGAGAAGACCAGCCUGAUCCCAGGGAAUCAAGCAAGACUCACUCUGAUCAUCCACCUGAGACUGAAAAGCCUGACAUAGAGGAAAUUUCAUCGGAGGGUACAGUCUCAGAUCAACCUGUAAGUGACCAUGAAACAUAGCUCAAGUGUAGGGGUGAAAAAGCAAACGCUCUUUUUUCUUUCAUGCUCCAGAAUUCCGGUUUCUCAGCGAUAUGGUCAAAGUUUUGUAGGUGCAAGUCAGCGAAUGAUAACUUAGCUUACUAUAAUCAUUAGGACAAGUUUUCUGUAAAGAAACUGUAAAAGAAAAUGAAAAUAUAUGACGACGUCUGUUUGCGUCUCGUUGGCUUUAAUCCCUGUAGCUCCUCUGUAUUUCGAAUGAGCAAUGAGAGUAUGAGACUCAUGGCUACGAGUCUAACUUUCCUCGGGUUUGAUUAACCCAAUUGCGGGU
Messenger RNA from Tripterygium wilfordii, 7564 nucleotides. RefSeq names its product protein CHROMATIN REMODELING 4-like. Gene Ontology annotation, molecular function: ATP-dependent chromatin remodeler activity; chromatin binding; DNA binding. Lineage: Eukaryota; Viridiplantae; Streptophyta; Magnoliopsida; Celastrales; Celastraceae. The transcript is spliced from 12 exons. The record is from RefSeq and is a predicted model, not a curated record. Gene Ontology annotation, cellular component: chromatin; nucleus. Gene Ontology annotation, biological process: chromatin remodeling; negative regulation of transcription by RNA polymerase II. The coding region runs from base 409 to 7257 and encodes 2282 amino acids.